Molecule: messenger RNA, 1584 nt
Organism: Odobenus rosmarus divergens (Pacific walrus)
Lineage: Eukaryota; Metazoa; Chordata; Mammalia; Carnivora; Odobenidae
Gene: NT5DC1
Product: 5'-nucleotidase domain containing 1
Exons: 12
Coding region: 1-1359 (452 amino acids)
Molecular function (GO): 5'-nucleotidase activity
Source: RefSeq, a predicted model, not a curated record
AUGGCUCAGCACUUCUCCCUGGCCGCCUGCGACGUGGUUGGCUUCGACCUGGACCACACUCUGUGUCGCUACAACCUGCCCGAGAGCGCCGUGCUCAUUUAUAAUAGCUUUGCUCAGUUCCUGGUCAAGGAGAAAGGGUAUGACAAGGAAUUGCUAACUGUGACUCCAGAGGAUUGGGAUUUCUGUUGCAAGGGCUUGGCAUUGGAUCUAGAAGAUGGGAACUUCAUUAAACUUGCAGAUAAUGGCACUGUGCUCAGGGCAAGCCACGGCACAAAGAUGAUGGCUCCCGAGGCACUGGUGGAGGAGUAUGGCAGGAAGGAGUGGAAGCACUUCAUGUCUGACGCGGGAAUGGCUUGCCGAUCAGGAAAAUAUUAUUUUUAUGAUAACUACUUUGACCUGCCAGGAGCGCUUCUAUGUGCCAGAGUGGUGGACUCUCUAACAAAGCAGAACAAUUUUUUUUUUUCAUUUGAUUUUUGGAAGGAUAUAGUUGCUGGUAUACAACACAAUUAUAAAAUGUCAGCUUUUAAGGAAAACUGUGGAAUAUAUUUUCCAGAAAUAAAAAGAGAUCCAGGCAGAUAUUUACACACUUGUCCUGAAUCUGUAAAAAAGUGGCUCCAACAGCUCAAGAAUGCUGGGAAAAUUCUCUUGUUAAUUACAAGUUCUCACAGUGAUUACUGUCGACUUCUCUGUGAAUAUAUUCUUGGGAACGAUUUUACAGAUCUUUUUGACAUUGUGAUUACAAAUGCAUUGAAGCCUGGUUUCUUCUCCCAUUUACCAAGUCAGAGACCUUUCUGGACACUUGAAAAUGAUGAGGAGCAGGAAGCACUGCCAUCUCUUGAUAAACCUGGCUGGUAUUCUCAAGGGAACGCUGUCCACCUUUAUGAACUUCUGAAGAAAAUGACUGGCAAAAAUGAACCCAAGGUCGUUUACUUUGGUGACAGCAUGCAUUCAGACAUUUUCCCAGCCCGUCAUUAUAGUAAUUGGGAGACAGUUCUCAUCCUGGAAGAGCUCAGAGGGGACAGAGACUGGAAGCCUGAAGAAUCAGAGCCUCUAGAGAAGAAAGGAAAAUAUGAGGGAUCAAAGGCAAAGCCUCUAAAUACAUUAUCUAAAAAGUGGGGCUCUUUUUUUAUUGAUUCAGUUUCGGGACUGGAAAAUACAGAAGACUCACUGGUUUAUACAUGGUCUUGUAAGAGAAUCAGUACUUACAGCACUAUUGCAAUUCCAAGUAUUGAGGCAAUAGCAGAAUUACCCCUGGACUACAAAUUUUCAAGGUUUUCUUCAAGCAAUUCAAAAACAGCUGGCUACUAUCCAAACCCUCCAUUGAUCUUAACAAAUAAUGAGACACUGACAAGCAAAUAAACUGUCUUUACUGGAAAAUGAAGAACUAUAUAUGCAGCAAGUCUACUGUAAAAAUGUUAUCUUUCAAAAAAUAACUAUAAAAUGCUUUAUAGGAACAAAUUCUUAAUGAUAACUUACCAAGAAAUUGAUGUUUUUUCCAUAGGUCUCCUUUCUGUAUAGACCAUCUUUAUGCCCAGCAACUCAUUAUAUUAAAAUCUCAGUAUCUUAGAACUGAAAAGAACCUUA